Messenger RNA from Aspergillus oryzae RIB40, 1464 nucleotides. Its product is annotated as aldehyde dehydrogenase family protein. The transcript has a single exon. Bases 1 to 1464 code for a protein of 487 amino acids. The record is from RefSeq and is a predicted model, not a curated record. Gene Ontology annotation, biological process: aldehyde metabolic process. Gene Ontology annotation, cellular component: cytoplasm. Lineage: Eukaryota; Fungi; Ascomycota; Eurotiomycetes; Eurotiales; Aspergillaceae. Gene Ontology annotation, molecular function: aldehyde dehydrogenase (NAD+) activity.
AUGGCCAGUUUCAUUACAGAUGACGAGUUUCGCUCGCUUCACCAGAAGCUUCGCGCUGCCUUCACCGACAACCGAACUCGAGACGUCCGAUGGCGCAAGUGGCAGUUGAAACAGCUGUUUUGGCUACUUGACGAGAAUGAAGACGCUCUUGUCAAAGCCAUGGCGGACGACCUGCACCGGCACGCCUUCGAGUCACUCUCCUACGACGUCAGCGAUGUGAAGAAUACCAUCCUGACCAUGCUCAAGAACGUGGAUACCUGGUCUCAGGGCGCUCCGCCUCCCGAAGCAGGUCUCUUUUUCCGAUAUGUCGGCAAGGCCUGGAUUCGAAAGGAGCCUAGGGGAGUUGUCCUCAUCAUCGGAGCUUGGAACUACCCUCUCUCAACACUACUCUCCGUGGCAGCCGCAGCCAUUGCAGCAGGAAACAGCGUCAUACUCAAACCGUCGGAAAUCGCUAGACACACUGAGCUACUGCUGAGCGAAUUAGUCCCGACGUACCUCGACUCAUCGGCGAUCGCACUCAUCCGUGCGGAUCCUGCGUCCAUGGGCACCAUUUUAGAAUACAAGUUCGAUUUUAUUUUCUAUACCGGCAGCACGCGCGUCGGUCGCAUCAUCGCCGAAGCCGCUGCGAAGCACAUCACCCCUACAGCUCUCGAGCUCGGCGGACAGGCUCCAGCAAUUGUCACCAAAUCAGCAGAUAUCGAGGUUACCGCGAAGAGGCUGGUGGCUGCCAAACUGACGAAUCUCGGCCAGAUCUGUGUUUGUGUCAACCACGUCUACGUGGAUCCCGAAGUCCAUGACUCGCUCGUCGCGCGUCUGAUCUACUGGACCGAGCGGUUCUCCAAGGGUGACGGGUUGAAUGGUCUUGCGCGGAUGGUCGGUGAACGACAGUAUGACCGACUCCAUAAUCUGCUCGAACACACCCAGGGCAAGAAGGUGUUUGAGGGGCCCCAUUCCCGCAAGGAAAAACUCAUCUUUCCAACAGUCGUCACAGACGUGAAGCUUGAUGACUCGCUUCUUUCAGAAGAGCUAUUUGGCCCCGUCUUGCCGGUCGUGAAAAAGACCGUCCCAGAAGUAUUGGACAUCCUGCGCGGCAGUCCAUAUCCACUGGGUCUGUAUAUUUUCUCGAAUGAUUCCACUGAGAUUGACACCAUCCUCAACUUCACCAACUCUGGCGGCGUAACUAUCAACGACGUUGCUAUCCAUGCGGACGUCCCGUCUGCGCCUUUCGGUGGCGUCGGCGACUCCGGCUACGGCGCUUACCAUGGAAAAUGGGGAUUUGAUACCUUUAGUCACAACCGCACUGUCGUCCGAGUGCCUACCUGGAUUGACCGCUUUGUACAGUGGCGAUACCCGCCGUUCGAUAUUAAGAACCGGUCAGAGACUGAUGCGCCUCGGCUUAGAUUCAAGAAGGGGGAGACACUAGAGGAUCAGGGGGGAUCAGGGAUGGGGUGCGUCGUGAUGUAG